GACAGACAGACAGACAGACAGACAGACAGACAGACAGACAGACAGACAGACAGACAGACAGACAGACAGACAGACAGACAGACAGACAGACAGACAGACAGACAGACAGACAGACAGACACAGAGACCAAUCCAGCCAGGUCUUCUCCCCACCUGGUUUAGUGCCGGCCUAGUUAGGUGUCCAGUAUCUAGUUAGGUGUCCCUUAUCUAGAUAGGUGUCCAGUAUCUAGUUAGAUUUCCAGUAUAUCUUGGUCCAGCCCUGCUACCCAGUGCUCCAGUCUCUGCAGCCUAUACCCAGGCCCCUCCAGACCAGGCUUUCUCAGGAUCAGGUAUCCUUGCCAGGCCUACCGCCUAACCACCUCCAGAUAAGCCUUCGUGGCCUCCAUUCCUCUAGCCAGGUAGCCCCGCCAACCCCAGUACUCCAGUCGUGCUGCUCCACCCAGGCUCUUCGAGUCCAGGUCCAGCUAUCGCUGUCCGGCCUGGCCAUGGUUCUGUGUGAGGACAGGGAGUGUGGGGUGUGUUAUCAGCCCUACUCUCGUCAGGAUCGGAUCCCCCGGGUGCUCCACUGUAGACACACCUUCUGUGCCACCUGCUUAGAGACCAUGUCCCAGCCCAAGAGUGACAUGGUCACCGUGUGCUGCCCGCUGUGCCGCCAGACCACCUGUGUAGGGCGCGGCCUCAGCCUUCAGGAGGCGCUGUGGGUCAACUCACGCCUCUGGGAAUACAUACCUGAGAGCAAAGAAGAGGAGGAGGAGGUGAAGGAAGAAGAGGAGGAGGAGGGGAAGGAAGAAGAGGAGGAGGAGAGAGUGGAGGCUGACAGACAGACACAGGCCUCCUCACAGGCAGAAUGCCCUACAUCGAAGCGCUCUAGAAAAAUGCUGAAAUUUCCGGCCUUCUUCAGGAAAUUCAGUCUGACAAAACCACAGCAUCAAGAGAGUCUUGUGCCAGGUUGUGGCAAUGUGGAGAUGAAAUCCUGGCGCAGGCUUCCAACUGCUGACACUUUUUAGGUCUCUCACGCGCUAGACGCAGGGAUGUACAUGUACUGUAUAAACAAUGGAGUGUUUACAGUUCCUCUCUGAUAUAAUAAUCUGCAUCUUUUGAACAAUGACGUGUAGAUUACCAGUUGACACCCACAGUCAACGGGCAACACUGUUAAAGAACAGCUCAGAGACAGUUGGGUCUGUAUCCAAUAUGGCACCCUAGUCCCUACAGGCUCUGGUUAAAAGUAGUGUACUAUAUAGGGAGGGUGCCAUAGGGCUCUGGUCUAAAGUAGUGCACUAUAUAGGGAAUAGGGUUCCAUAGGG
Messenger RNA from Oncorhynchus gorbuscha (pink salmon), 1303 nucleotides. RefSeq lists its product as uncharacterized. Gene Ontology annotation, biological process: protein ubiquitination. The coding region runs from base 485 to 1006 and encodes 173 amino acids. Gene Ontology annotation, molecular function: ubiquitin protein ligase activity. The record is from RefSeq and is a predicted model, not a curated record. The transcript is spliced from 3 exons. Lineage: Eukaryota; Metazoa; Chordata; Actinopteri; Salmoniformes; Salmonidae.